Rhodamnia argentea is the source of this 1004-nucleotide messenger RNA. RefSeq names its product metalloendoproteinase 1-like. Gene Ontology annotation, biological process: collagen catabolic process; extracellular matrix organization; proteolysis. The record is from RefSeq and is a predicted model, not a curated record. NCBI's taxonomy places the organism in Eukaryota, Viridiplantae, Streptophyta, Magnoliopsida, Myrtales, Myrtaceae. The coding region runs from base 54 to 1004 and encodes 316 amino acids. Gene Ontology annotation, molecular function: metalloendopeptidase activity; zinc ion binding. Gene Ontology annotation, cellular component: extracellular matrix. The transcript has a single exon.
UUUAUUUCCUCUCAUACUUGAAUGAGAACACCUUCCUAAAGCAACACACCAACAUGGGUCCUAAAAUGUUGUGUUCUUUUGCGUCCAUUCUCGCUGUCUUUCUUGCAGUCCAUCAACCCUUCACCGUUCACCCGAGAAGCCUGAGAUCUACAGCUCCAAGCCUCACUUCCUUCCAGGGUUUGGAGGAGUCCCUCAAGGGCCAGAACAAGCAAGGCGUCACAGAGGUCAAGCGUCAUCUCAAAGCUUUAGGAUACUUGGACUAUGAGGACGAGAACCGCGUCGUCGUCCUGGACGAUGAUGAGUUCGAUGAGACUUUAGAGUCGGCACUCAGAUCUUACCAGAGAUUCUACCGUCUUAAAGUCACCGGAAAGCUGGAUGUUGACACCGUGAAGCAAAUGAGCGUCCCGAGAUGCGGGGUGCCCGAUUUCGUCCCCCCUAGGCACGCGAACAGGAACGCCACUGAGCCUAACAAGUUCCACGUGGUGUCGCGCUAUAGGUUCGCUGCCGGCAUGGCUAAGUGGCCGCCUUCCAAAUUCCAUCUCACCUACGCCUUCGGAUCCAUCCCCAAGGCCAUGUCACUGGGGGAGUUGAGAGGAGUCUUCUGGAGGGCUUUCCAGACCUGGGCUCAUGUUACUGCGUUCACUUUCAAUGAAGUUUCGACUGGGGAGUCGCCUGAUUUCGUCAUAGGCUUCUACAGCGGCGAUCACGGCGACGGUCAACCUUUCGAUGGGCCGGGCGGGUUUCUCGCCCAUUCUUCUGAGCCAACCCCUGGUUUCCCAGCCUACGGUAAGUCCCACUACGAUGCGGACGAGCCAUGGAGCCUAAAUCCCAGCUCAACCCAAAUGGACUUGGAAUCGGUGGCGCUGCAUGAAAUAGGACACAUUCUAGGCCUCGCCCACAGCGAGGAUCCGAAGGCCGUCAUGUAUUACGGAAUUGCGGCCGGCGCUGUCAAAAGGGUUCUUCAACAAGAUGACAUCGAUGGCAUACAUACUUUGUACUCCUAG